This is a messenger RNA of Lactuca saligna, 1048 nucleotides long. NCBI's taxonomy places the organism in Eukaryota, Viridiplantae, Streptophyta, Magnoliopsida, Asterales, Asteraceae. The record is from the annotation of a GenBank genome assembly.
AGCUUACUUCCAAAGUCGUGCGGCACGUGACAUCGCCACCUGAGAAAACCCUUUCACCUCCGUAUUCUCCCCCUCUGCGUCGCUUCUGAGAGCGCUCCACCGCCGUGCUUUCACUAACAUGCGCCAUAACCUCCUCUCCACCUCCUUCUUCCCAAUGGCACCUUCCUCCUUUUCCUCUUCCACCACAACCACCCACCACCACCACCUCAACAAAAAGCCCUCUUCAUCUUCUUCUUCAAACCCUAACCCUAACAAUUGUACAGGCACUUGCUCUCAUCAUUCCCCCUCCGCGACUCUAGAUAUCUUAAUCCUCAUCCUAGUCCUGUUUUCCGGCGCAUUUUUAGUCUCUUCCUACUUCUCCUACAUCUUCCAUUCUCUCUCCCUUAUCCUCCCGCCUAUUUCUCUCUCUAUCCUUAUAGACAUCUCCUCUCUUUACCUCAUCGGCUUCUUCCUGUUCUUCGUGCUUUCGAUAAUCGGUUUGGAGAUCUGUUGUGGCAACAGGUCAAGGAAGUGUGGGAGGAAAGGAUGUAAAGGGUUGAAGAAGGCGAUGGAGUUCGAUCUGCAGCUGCAGACGGAGGAGGUAUUGAGAUCGGGUGUCAAAGGAAUGAAGGAGAUGGAUGAGUUGCCAUGGAAAGGAGGGAGUGAGACAAAUCCUGAUUAUGAGUGUUUGAGGACUGAGUUGAGGAAGAUGGCACCGAUGAAUGGAAGAGCAGUGUUGCUGUUUCGAUCCAAGUGUGGUUGCCCUGUUGCAAAGCUUGAAGGAUGGGGCCCUAAACGUGGGAGGAGAAACAAGAAGAAUUUGAGUCUGAAUGGAGGAAAUCAUGGCUGAUACUUGAGAAUGCAGUUGCUGUGGGUUUCAAUUUCAUCUGUGUUUCUUGUUUGUCUAUUAUUAUUAGUAUUACCCUCAAGAAUUUGGGUUUAUUUACUUUUAUGGAUGACUUGAAACUCUUGAAAUAUUUACAGAAAAGACCCUCCAUUGUAAACCAUAUUUGCUUGGUAUAUCAAGGGUAGUAUACUUGAUUAAAUAUGAAUAAAUAUCUAAACAUUU